ACAGAAAUUUACAUAUUAUAACUGCAGGAGAAGCGUGUAUAACGCGGUUGCGGAUUGUCGUGGAAGUUUCGAAUGCGUGUGUUCGUUCUGCUUGAAGUCUGGUUCGAGAAGUGUUUCUCUGAAUGAGAAACGGCGGCUAAAAUUCCCCUUAUAUCUGUGGGCAACAUGAUAUGAAAAGGAAGUGACGUCGUAAGGGUGGGCUUCUGAGCAAAGUGUGAUCUGAGUGAUAUUUCAGCGAAGUUGACUGUUUGCCGUCCUUGAAUAUCGCCGCCGCAAUCCGAUAACGCCGUAUGACAGUGCUGUGUGCCAAGCCGACGUGAUAUUUCGUAAGGUUUUCUCCAUGUUGAUAGCUCUCAGGGAACGAUUUUUGGGGGACGUUCUCGAUGGAUCGCCACCUUCGUUCAUCUACGGCAAGUGUGAAUGGCGACAAUCACUGUUAUUACGACAAUGAAUCGAGUUACCAAGAUACAGGCGUCUACGAUUGCGAUGGCAAUAUGUUACCAGACUUACUGGAUUCUCAAAUAGAUAAUUCCCUAAAAGGAUUGGAUAUGGGUGCCAUAAAGAAAAACUCCUACGAUCGAACUCGAGCUGCGAUGGCGGCAAUAAAUCCAAUGCUGGCCAAAAAAGUGUUACCUGUUCCAAAUGAACUUACAAUAGAGGAAGCUGCAGCAAUUUGUAUCCAAGCUCAUUAUAGAGGAUAUUUAGCCAGAAAGCUUUUUGUUCAGCUGCUGUACGAAAGAUUCAUCAAGGAGGAAGAGGAAAGAGAAGCGAAAACGAGAGAGCAAGUGGAAGAAGGAGAAAUUCUGGUGGAAAACUAUCGCUUAAACCUUGAAAUGGAAGAAAAUACUUGUUUACGCAAAAACCUCCGGCGGGGAGUUGAAUGCGAUGUUAUAACUAUCCAAAGAGCCUGGAGACAUCAUAAGAAGCAAUCUCAAGAUCAGAUCAUUGCAAGACCAGGAACCACAAACUCUUAUGACAUGCCAGAUUUUGAAGCAGCAUCACAACUGUUGUUUUCCACUCCAGACAUGGGAAGUUUACAUAUAAGGACAAACCCAUUUAUGAAGAGUGCAGAGAAUACAUCUUAUUGUGACGAUGAUAAUCUUUCAGAUGUUUUCAAUGACAGCCUUGAACAGGUAGAAGAGGAGAAUUUUAGAAACAAACGAGAACAUGGACCUCACAGACAUGUUUUAUAUGAUGGUGAUCAUGUCUUGGAAGGUGACACAUUUAACGAUGAACUAACAGGGAUGGAUUCUGUCAGCACACCGGCAGAAUUGCCAUCACCGACAACUGACUGGGAAUCAAUAGAAUCUUGUCUCACUUCAGAGGGUGAAACACAGGACUUGGAAAACAGUGAGCUUCCUGGCACAUCCAAUGAAAGGCUAAAACAUUUUUCCUUAAAACCAAUUGAUUUGCAAAUUUGUUUUGUUGAUGAUACACUCCUAAGUGAUGUUGAAGGGGACGAAGAUGGUUGUGUCAUAAAAGAGUACAUUAUUGAAAAACAAGAUGUCUCAGAUGAAGAAAAACGAGAUUCAGGCUGCAUUGCAGGUGACGAUGAGACAUGUGAGUCUUUUAGCAUAAAAACAGUAAGACCAGAAACGCUGGAAAAACAUGAGAUAUCGCAGGAGGAAUCUGAGAAAGUGCUAAUAGAACUGAGAGAGCAGGACAGUGACGGUGACAAGGAUAAUGAAAAACAGGAAAAUUGCACAAAUGUGAUGCUUGGAUGGACUGAGGAGAGGCUACAAGAACUAAAUUUGGACGAACUCAGAGCACUCCAGAAAAAUAUGAGCCAACUGAUUGAAGCUCAAAAUGAAGUGCUGGUUACGGAGCUAAUGAACAGAGAUGCUCUUCAUCUCAGACAGGAUUCUCUUCUCAUGGAUGUUGAGGAUGCAUCAAAAACUGCACAGGCACAACAUCAGAAGACACAGAAAGGCAGGAAGUGAUAGUUCUUCUCUGCUGCUUAAGUUGCACUUUAACAAUUUUUUUUUUUUUUUGGUCCUGUUAAUUUUUUGGAUUUACAGAGAGUAGUUACAAAUUAUUUCAAUUGUCAGUUGAAUGUAAAGUGGUGGUAUUUUAUAUUUAAUGAGUGAGAAAAAAGAAAAGGCUAAGUUUAUUUUUAAGGCUGUUAUUCUUCAAACUGAAAGUGCAAUUGUAAUAGUAGUAAGCAAAUUGCUAUCUUAAAAAAUUCAAACAGAAAUCUUAUGCAAACUGAAACAUUUUGACAGUUCUUACCCCAGGAGAUGGGUGUCGCUUAUCUCUGAGUUCCAUAGUGUUCUGUAUUUUUGCUUGGUUUACCAUAGUUGAAAUAAUGAUCUUGAACAAUUGCAAUAAAUUUGCAGGUGUCACUUAAGUAUAACUAUCAGGAAUGGGUUUGAAUAGAUCUUUAUUUUUGUAUCGUAUUUGUUAAGCAUAAGUCAAGGGUUAAAGAUGUCUAGAAAGAUAGAUACGUUAAGUUUGCCACACAGUAGAUGUGCUAAUUUUUUUAUUGAUGCAGCAAAAGUGCCUCUGAGAUUUAUCCUGCUUCUCCCAUUUUUUUUUUCUUUUGAUUUUUUAGUAGCUCCGUACACAUCUACAUAUAUUUAUUUCUCUUACUUUCAUACUCAGGUAGAUGAAUAAUGGUUAGAACUUCCACUGUAAUUCUAGAAUCUAAGAUUUUCAUGAGCACUCAUUGGUCACACUGUGGCAUUACUGAUCUCUCAUAGAUUGUUUUAAGUCUUUCACUCCAAAGAUCAUACAAGUAAUUCUCCUUACUGCCCACCAUACAUUUCUCUAAUAUUAAUUCUAAGAAAUUAGUGUUGGAUCAAGAAAUAAUCUCCCAGUUGUUAUUUUCUUUCUCCUCGUCACAUGUCUACUUGAUAUUGUCUUGAUAUUGUAAGGAGAAGUUGACUUGGUCAAUGCUGGGAGUCAAAGGGUUAAAUAGAUCUUUUUAAUGGCAGGCGUUAUUGUUAUUCUAACCAUUUUCGCCACAUUACCGUAGUAGGGUAGGACUAGAACGGAACAUGUCCAUGCAAGAAGGCUUCUUGCCCUUGCUUUUGAAUGAAAAUUAUAUUGAUUUAACACUUGUUAUGAGGGUCAGAAAGGCUAAUCUACAGGAGUAUAACACAAGGCUGUGCUCUAAGGAAAAUUGAAUGGGGCCCAGUGCCCUGAAACUGUGAAAUCCAGGGUGCCCAUCAUAUG
Messenger RNA from Stylophora pistillata, 3174 nucleotides. RefSeq lists its product as uncharacterized. Gene Ontology annotation, cellular component: plasma membrane; cell junction. Gene Ontology annotation, biological process: positive regulation of hippo signaling. NCBI's taxonomy places the organism in Eukaryota, Metazoa, Cnidaria, Anthozoa, Scleractinia, Pocilloporidae. Gene Ontology annotation, molecular function: protein binding. The record is from RefSeq and is a predicted model, not a curated record.